Molecule: messenger RNA, 1290 nt
Organism: Exophiala aquamarina CBS 119918
Lineage: Eukaryota; Fungi; Ascomycota; Eurotiomycetes; Chaetothyriales; Herpotrichiellaceae
Product: fumarylacetoacetase
Exons: 2
Coding region: 1-1290 (429 amino acids)
Biological process (GO): L-phenylalanine catabolic process; L-tyrosine catabolic process; homogentisate catabolic process
Molecular function (GO): fumarylacetoacetase activity
Source: RefSeq, a predicted model, not a curated record
AUGGCAGCCCUCAAGUCAUGGCUAACAAUCCCCAAGUCAAGCCAUUUCUCACUUGCCAAUAUCCCUUUUGGAAUCAUCUCAACAGCGUCAAAUCCCAGUCGACGACCUGCUGUGGCUAUCGGUGAUCAUGUUCUGGAUCUCCAGGAGUUCUCGGCGUCGGGGGCCUUCUCAUCCCUCGGAGUUAAUGUUUCUGUCUUCUCCAAGCCGACCCUAAAUGACUUUGCAGCACUUGGACGACCCGUUCAUAGGUCGGUGAGGAAGUAUCUUCAAGACGUCUUUGCCGAAAACACCUCAUAUGCAGACGUAUUGAAGAGCAACAACAGCCUGCAAGAAAAGGCACUGCUUAUGCGAGACCAAGUCACUCUACAUGUUCCCAUGCAAAUUGGCGACUAUACCGAUUUUUAUGCCGGUAAGAACCAUGCUUUCAACGUUGGCUGUCUCUUCCGAGGACCGGACAACGCUCUUCAACCGAAUUAUACGCAUCUUCCCGUGGGAUAUCACGGUCGUGCAUCAUCGAUUGUGGUAUCAGGCACACCCAUUACACGACCGAAUGGUCAGAUAUUGGAAAAUCCUGCUGCUGCGAACAAAGUUCCGAUAUUUAGCCCUUGCCGACGGCUUGAUAUCGAACUAGAGCUUGGUGCAUUCCUGUGUAAAGGGAAUACGAUGGGCAAGAACAUCCCGAUUUCCGAGACUGCAGACCAUAUCUUCGGCUUUGUCCUACUCAAUGAUUGGUCGGCACGAGAUAUUCAAGCAUGGGAAUAUGUUCCACUAGGCCCUUUUCUCUCCAAGAGUUUUGGUUCCACUAUCAGCCCCUGGGUGGUGCUGGCAGAUGCGUUGGAGCCCUUCAGAACUACGGGUAUCAAGAACGAUAAUGAGCUGUUACCUUACCUUCAAGAGAAAGAAGCAAAGAAUGUUUACGAUAUCCGAUUACGGAUUGAUAUCACACCGGAAGGAGCAGAAACAACCAAUAUCCUUAAUUCGAACGGAAGCUAUCUACUCUUCUCGUUUGCCCAAAUGCUUGCUCACCAUUCAAUUGGUGGCUGCCCAAUGGGAGUUGGUGAUCUUCUGGGCUCUGGGACAAUCAGCGGACCGGAUGCAGGUACAGAAGGCAGUCUACUGGAGUUAAGCAAAGGCGGCAAGGAGACUAUCAGGCUGAACGGUGGGGUAGAGCGGAAAUUCCUUCAGGACGGAGACAAUAUCACCAUCUACGGAGUUUGUGGUGAUGAAGAGAGUGGACUGGUGGGAUUCGGUGAAUGUUCGGGCACGAUUCUGCCUGCGCCGAAGAUCUGA